CGAAGUAAAUUACCAGAAUUAACUUUUUGUUUCUUAAUUUUAGAUCAGACUCUUAGUCUGCUACUUAAUUUUUGAAUAGAACGUGAAUUAACUUGUUAAAUGAAACAUUUAUUUUGUUGAGUGUCUGUUAUCUUCGUUUUCCUCUUUCUCCUUUUGUUGUCUACAUUUUGCGGCUUCCCACCCCAUUUUCUCUUGGAUCCACUAUCAAAAUCGUAUGUGGCUGAUUUUUACUGCCUUCUCGGGUCCUCAUUUGGAUUUUAUUUGGGAAACAAAAUAAACGAACUGAACUACUGAUUGGAAAUGGAAUGCAAUAUCAUGUUUUAUAUUUUUUCUUCCUAAAUUAAUGUAAUAACCAUCCGGAGUUCUGAAUCAGUGCUAUCAUCUAUGGAGAAGUUAUCUUGAAUUAUUAAGAGCAGGAAAAUUGUUUCCUAAUCUUUCGCCCUGCCCACCACUCUGGUUCUUCUCUUUGAUCAUUUCCCCGCUUCUCAAGGAGGGGACUUUCUCUCCCAACCAAGGGUAGAAGUAAGCGAACUACUCCUCUCUGCUCAACCAUUCUUGCUCAAGCUGGGGAGCAAUCCCAGUUCGGUAAUUAGCUAAGGAAACUACAAUCCUUCGCCUUUUUAUAUUUCAAAUCUGGAACAAACCGGAGGAGAAGAUUGACCCAUUUGGUGACUUUCGCAGUCGCCCUCACUAAACCAACUUUAAUCUGAACUAUGAUUCCAACAGUCUUUCUUCAGAGUUCUACUGAACAGGUUGAUCCUUUCCUCCCCUGUUUGUUUUAGUAACUUAUCCUAAGGUCUUCUCACCAAGAGUCCCCGGUGACGACAGAGGAAGCAACCCGCCUGCUGUGGUAGGGUUAGGUUGGGUCUUCUUUGCAAAACCUCCUGAAACACUCUGAUGGAAAAGGUUUAAAGAACCCUAAAAUCUCUUCGUAAAGUAGUUCGGCGUAGCAAGUUACAAAGAGGAAUAAACCUAAAGUAAGAUGGCUUGUUGUGGUUGUUAAGGAUUUAGUUUCUAUACAUCUCCAGGUAGAUCUAACGAAAGAAUGAAGCGGAGUGAUGAAAAAGGAUCAAUGUAGCUGACAAUAAGUCGACACAAAGUAAUGGUAAUAAGGCUUCAUAGAUAAUGAUGAUUCUUUAUCUUAUUAAUGGUGUUUCUGGAUAAUGCAGGAAAAAUUUGCAUCUUCCACACCUUGUCUUCUCUUUAACUUGGAACUUGACACACUACGAGCUGAUCUGGGUCUUUUGGGUUUCCCGCCCAAAGAUUUACAUUUUCGUUUUCUUUCUCAAUUUAUUCCAGUCUUUUACAUACGAACAAGAGAUUACUCAAAGACAGUUGCAGUGGCACCUUAUCUGGUGAAUUACAGUGGAGCAUUAUUUCGUCAAUACCCGGGGCCUUGGCAGGUGAUGUUAAAGCAAACAGAUGGUUCUUAUGCUUGCGUAGCAGAGAGCACAACUCGUUUCACUCUGGGUGAAACUAAAGAAGAACUAUUGAGGGUCCUAGGGUUGCAGGAGGAACAAGGAAGCUCACUCGAGUUCCUUCGAAGAGGUUACAAGACGGCCACUUGGUGGGAAGAAGAUGUUGAUACGGAGUUAUCCUCCGCAUGGCGUAGUUGAAUGGCUGAAGCAGUUGCAAUCUGAAACCUUAACUACUACAUCAAUGUUCAUUGUUGACUGAAGAGAAUCCAUCAGUACUGAUCUGAAAUCGUCUUCCAAUGGGUAUUUGACAGCUUCAGCCGAAACAAAGAGGAACACUGUAAGACUCAAAUUACAAAUUAACCUAGAUUGUUACGAAGUUUAUUUUAUUCAUAACAUGGCGGAAUUGUAAUGAAUUUAAAAUUUCCUAAGCAGAUAUCUGGAUUUUAGUAAUUUUUUAUAUGUAUAUUUUAAUUAUGACAAAACUGUCUAGGAAGUUGAAUAGGAUAAGAUUUUAUUUUA
Molecule: messenger RNA, 1937 nt
Organism: Olea europaea var. sylvestris
Lineage: Eukaryota; Viridiplantae; Streptophyta; Magnoliopsida; Lamiales; Oleaceae
Product: protein LOW PSII ACCUMULATION 3, chloroplastic-like
Exons: 6
Coding region: 1164-1616 (150 amino acids)
Source: RefSeq, a predicted model, not a curated record